Molecule: messenger RNA, 3500 nt
Organism: Sphaeramia orbicularis (orbiculate cardinalfish)
Lineage: Eukaryota; Metazoa; Chordata; Actinopteri; Kurtiformes; Apogonidae
Gene: ilvbl
Product: ilvB (bacterial acetolactate synthase)-like
Exons: 14
Coding region: 315-2192 (625 amino acids)
Biological process (GO): L-valine biosynthetic process
Cellular component (GO): acetolactate synthase complex
Molecular function (GO): acetolactate synthase activity; magnesium ion binding; thiamine pyrophosphate binding
Source: RefSeq, a predicted model, not a curated record
UAAAUAAAUCCGCUCAUGUUCCUGUGUCGAAACAACAGUUGAGGAAAGACAGCUUGGUCGUUUUAACCAGCAGAAGUGUCGGCUGUAUGCCCUUCGUAACCUUUCGUCGGUAACUUUAUAUUGCGUCAUUUCGUAGUCUGCGAGGCGAAAAAUUUAGCACUUUUUUAAAUGAGUUCAGUUGUAAGAGGUGCUUCAGUGAACCUUAGCCUAGCCUAAAGCAGUGAGCCCCUGAACGGAGAGUUAAGACAGGGUUUACAUAUUUACUUUACUUCACCAGAGUUUUUGCAAAUAAAGGUGCGUUUCCGCAUCCGUACAUGGAGGCACUUGGAGCCCUAGGGAACCUACUCGGAUGCUGUGCUGUCGCAGGGCUUUGUGGGUUUGUGUUUGCAGCCUACAAAUGUGGCUUACUUUACCAGUUGUUUCACAAGGCGGAGACAAAAAGCCCACGGAAUGGUGGUGAAAGUGUGGCAGAGGUCCUCCGAGCACAUGGAGUCAAGUAUGUUUUCACCCUUGUUGGUGGACACAUCUCACCAAUCUUGGUGGCCUGUGAGAAAGUGGGAAUCCGCAUUGUGGACACAAGACAUGAGGCCACAGCUGUCUUUGCUGCGGACGCUGUAGCACGGCUCUCAGGUACUGUUGGUGUAGCAGCAGUGACUGCUGGUCCAGGCCUAACUAACACUGUGACAGCAAUGAAGAAUGCUCAGAUGGCCGAGUCUCCUCUGCUGCUCAUUGGUGGAGCUGCUGGUACACUUCUUCAGGGUAGGGGAGCACUGCAAGAUAUUGAUCAGAUGUCUCUCUUCAAGCCGCUGUGUAAGUUCUGUGCUUCUAUCAGGACUAUCAGGGAGAUUGUGCCUACAGUCAGAAAAGCCCUGGCAAUCGCUCAGUCUGGAACCCCUGGUCCUGUUUUCAUCGAGUUUCCUAUUGACACGUUAUACCCCUUCCACCUGGUGUCCCAAGAGUUUGCUGUUAAGAAUCCUCCCAAAGGUCUGGUGGGAAAAAUUGUCAAUUGGUAUCUCAAUAACCACCUCAUGAACCUGUUUGCCGGGGCAUGGGAGACUAGAGAUGUGUCUCCACUUCCUGUUGACAUCCCACAAGCGACAGAUGACCAGGUCCAAAAAUGCAUAGAGCUUGUGAGUCGAGCCAAGAAACCUGUUAUUCUAAUGGGUAGCCAAUCAACACUGCCACCAACACCAGUUGAUGACAUAAGGAAGGCACUGGAAGAUCUGGGCAUCCCUUGCUUCCUUGGAGGCAUGUCCCGCGGCAUGCUGGGAAAAGACAAUCCCAUCCACAUCAGACAGAACAGGCGAGAAGCUCUGAAGGAGGCUGACUUAGUUCUCUUGGCAGGCGCUGUGUGCGAUUUCCGGCUGAGCUAUGGCAGAGUUCUGAGCAGACGCAGUAAAAUUAUUGCUGUCAACAGAGAUAAGACACAGCUGCUGAAAAACUCAGAUAUAUUCUGGAAACCAACUUUGGCCAUCCAAGGUGACAUUGGUUCAUUCAUAGUGCGUCUCUCCAAAGGCCUGAAAGGCCAUCGGUGUCCAGUAGAAUGGCCACAGAGCCUCAAAGCACAAGAUGCAACCAAAGAAAAAGCAAACAGGUCUAAAGCUGAUGAGAAGACUGAACACCAUUUGAAUCCCUUGAAAGUCCUUCAUUGUGUGGAUGAGCUGAUGGCAGAGGACAGCAUUAUUGUUGCAGAUGGGGGUGAUUUUGUAGGAAGUGCUGCUUACAUUAUGAAACCAAGAGGACCCCUGCGCUGGCUAGAUCCAGGAGCCUUUGGGACUUUGGGAGUAGGUGGGGGAUUUGCUUUGGGAGCAAAACUGUGCCGGCCUGAAUCUGAGGUGUGGAUAGUCUAUGGAGAUGGUUCUUUAGGAUACAGUGUUGCAGAGUUUGACACAUUCACUAGAUUCAAGACACCAGUUAUUGCUCUGGUGGGAAAUGAUGCAUGUUGGAGUCAGAUCGCUAGAGAACAAGUUCCCAUGCUUGGUAGCAACGUGGCCUGUGGUCUGGCAUUUACAGAUUAUCAUGUAGUGGCAGAUGGUUUUGGUGGUAAAGGCUUCCUUAUAGGACGUCAGGAUGAAGACAGGAUGAGUGACAUCAUUAAACAGGCACAGAAGGAGGCCCGGGAAGGAAAGGCUACACUUAUAAAUGUUCUUAUAGGGAAGACUAACUUCAGAGAGGGCUCUAUCUCCGUAUAGUACAAGCAGUAAAUUGCUCUACCAUCUCUUCAGCCUCCUGUGUAAGUUUAGGGUGGGUUUCAAUGAAGACGAUACCGUUGGAUACUGUAAAGGGCCCUGCCCUCACCACGUCUUCUGCUUAUCUUUUGUGCCCUUUAAGCCAUAUUUGACUUUGAUAAGAGGAAAUGAAUUUGGAAAGUGUUAAUUUACUGCAGGAGGUCAUUAUCAGUCAGCUGAGAGCGCUUGCUUCUCUUGUCAUACAUGUAAUGAAUCUGCAAACGCUUGAAGCAAGUAAUCAGUUAUUGUGAAUGGACUACUAAAAGGAUGAAGUUAUUAUUAUUAUUAUUAUUAUUAUUAUUAUUAUUAAAAAGAAGAAGGGAAACAUGGAAAAGUAAGGAAUGUUUUUAUUAUAAAGAUAUUCCUAUCUGUAAGAGCUAAGUUUCAUAUAUUUUACCUUAAACAGCCUGUUGUAAUUUCAAACCGUCAUCCACAUAAACCAGUCACUAAAUUUGUUUCUGCUCAAGAGCGACCUUUGGCUUGCUAACUGUGACCACUAUGCCUUUUUCUCCUUAACAAAGCCAAAAAAUACAAUAAAUGUUGCAGUCUUAUUGCUGUAAUAUUUGCUGUUUCAUGAAUUGGGUUAAAAAUGAUGCACAAAACAAUCUUCCUGAAUGUUAAUAAUUACAAAAUGUAUGCCUUUUUAAUGUCUGUGUCUUCAAAUUUAUUAAUAUAUAAAACUACGUGUCGACUUUUGUUCUUUCGAGAUACUAAACACUAAGGUGAACGAAGUGAUGUUGGUCGUCAAUGAAAGCGACUUGACAAAUGAUGUAUUGCACUGUAAUUAGAAUUAUUCACUAACUUGAUGAACACAAACAUGGAUCAGACUUAAGGGAAUCUGAUCGUCAAUUCUCAAACUGUAAAAACAAAAAUGAUGAGUGGAGUUUUAAAUGAUCAAAGUGACAUCUUUGGGAAGCUCAUUUUGUAUUUCCUUGAUUUUACAGAUUCCAGACUAUUUUUAAUAACUGUGUUAAUGACAUUAAAAUGCUGUAACUACAACUUUAAUUAUAUUCAGCCCUGUACGCAGAAGCAGCAGCACAUAGAUCAGUAUGUAUAUUGAAGAUUGGAUCUCAUUUUAGUUGCACCUGUUGUGGUACAUUUCAUUGUUGCAGUGUGUGACUUCAUGACUUUAUCUACUGUGCCGCCUUUCUCCUGUUUUUAGCAACACUGCAAAGCAUACUUAUGAAUGCAACCCUACACCUGUACUUACAGAAGAAGCGUCCUGCAAAACAGUCUGAUGAAACAGCAGAAAUAAAUAAUUCAAUCAACUCU